AUGGCUCCUUCACCUUUGAACCCAAAAUCCCAUUUCCAUGCUCGCUCAAACAGCUUGCCAUCUAGAUCGCACCCUCUUGUUUCUCAGAUAGAUGAACAUCUCUCCAAGUUGGGAACCACAGAAGCUACCUCUUCUUCAACAAGCAACGGCGUAAAUGCCCUUAAGGAUUUGUAUGAUUUAGUCAACAAUUUCCUCCUCCUGCCUCUCACACAAGUCUUAGCCGAAGAAUGCAAUGAAAGGCAGGUAGCUGAGUUGCUUGAUAAGUCUCCCAAGCUCAUGGAUGUGUGUAGCACCACCAAGGAUGCCUUGUUGCAGAUCAAGGAAGACACACAACAACUUGAAUCCAUUUUACGAAGAAGAAGAAGAAACGAUGAUUCCACUCUAUCAAACCAGGUUGGAGAGUACUUCAGCUCGCGGAAGAAGGCAAACAAAGUGGUUCGAAAGUCCUUGAAACAUUUGAAGAGUUCAAGCAUAGUCUUGGACAAUGAAACUGUGGCCACAACCAGCCUGUUAAGAGAGGUGGAAGAAGUUACCCUCACAGCGUUUGAGUCUCUUUUUUCAUACAUUUCCGGACAUUCAAAGCCAAGCGACUGGUCACUGAUUUCCAAAUUGAUGCACUCCAGAUGCGUGUCGGUGGAAGAGAAUGCAACAGAGUGCAAUGAAUUUGAGCAAGUGGAUGCAGAAUUAUACAAUCUUCUUGGUCACAAGACCAGAAAGUGUGGUAGCAAUGGUGCUGAGAAUGCAGUAAAUGUGUUUGGGAAAUUAGAGUCCAGCAUUCAAGAUCUUGAAGAAGGAAUGAAAAAUCUUCUAAGGCGUUUGAUCAAAGCUAAAGUGACCCUGCUCAACAUUAUCAACCAUUAUUUGUUGUAA
Pistacia vera is the source of this 870-nucleotide messenger RNA. RefSeq lists its product as uncharacterized. The transcript has a single exon. Gene Ontology annotation, biological process: shoot system development; root development. The coding region runs from base 1 to 870 and encodes 289 amino acids. NCBI's taxonomy places the organism in Eukaryota, Viridiplantae, Streptophyta, Magnoliopsida, Sapindales, Anacardiaceae. The record is from RefSeq and is a predicted model, not a curated record.